UUGGUUUCGUUGGUCGGUGCAAAGUGGUGUCCAGAAAAUCAAUGAACUUUUUGUGAAAAAUAGCAUUUCUACUCCGGUAAAAUUGUUUUCAGUUUGUGCAGGAGGUUUUGCAUCACCGAUCGGUUGUUAUUUUUGUGUGAAUGUUUAGUGGAUUAUUCCGCAACGGGAAGUUUUCUGUUCCGUACAGUUUACGUGUCAAACGGCGGUAGCAAUUUUUUGCGUUACAUUUUUGGAAGUCCUUUUCAUCUUGAUCCGGAUCGAUAAAUCGGCUGAAAUCCCAACAGCACACCUGCUAUUUGACGGUACGGACAACCUUCGAGAUGGUCGACUCGCAGGACCUAAAUCAGACCUACGACCAGAAUCAGCAGCCAGUUGACGAUUGUGAUGCUACCUUUCUGUCGCAGAUUCCGACUAACGACCUGAUGGACCUGGACAGUGACAUGAUGCUUCAGUUGGAGUCCUACCAGGAGGUGCUCAGACUAGACUCCGCUCCAUUGAUGGAGGAUUCUUGUGACCAGAAAAUUGAGCAGAAACCAUUGUUGGAGCUACCGUCGCCGGCUCUGUUGGACCACCUGAACAAGACUCCUACUUUGGACGAGCAUCACGAUCCGGUGUUCAACUUCAACGUGGACCUCAAUGGGGAAACAAGCGGCAAAUCCAGUUGGAUGUUCUCAUCCCGGCUGAACAAGGUCUUCGUCAAGAUGGGUCAGGCGUGUACGUUCAACAUCUCGUACCAGGCCUUGACCUACCAGGAGCUGUACGUGCGGGCGAUGCUGGUUUGCUCGACACCGGAAGACAUGCAUCAGCCGGUGUUCAGAUGCGAGAACCAUCGCUGCAGCGAUAGUAGCAAUAUGAAAUUGUCCGACGGGGUCAAAACGCACGUGAUGCGUUGUUUCAAUCCAUCCGCUCGGUACGUCGGCACCGAGCAAGGCGUCGCCUUCAAGGACCGCCUAGCGGUCAUCAUUCCCCUGGGAACGACCAUCAAGGAGCAGGCAGCGCUGAAUGUUUCGCUCGAGUUUGUCUGCCAAAAUUCCUGUCGAAUCAUCAACCGCAGGGCAACGGCAAUCAUUUUCACGCUGGAGGACGUCCAGGGGCAGAUUUAUGGCAAAAAGUCGCUGCAUUUGAAGGUGUGCAGCUGCCCGAAGCGAGACAAACAGAAGGAGGAGGAAAGUUUGGGUCCGGCCAAAAGGAAGAGCGACACACAGCUGCUGGCGCCACCGGGCAAGAAAGUCGCCAAGGUUGCCUCGGUUCAACGUCAUCCUAGUCAACAACAGCAGCGUCACACACCAUCGCCAACAAGCGGCAAGUUGGCCUUCAUCAAGAAGGAACUGUCGUUGGAUUCCGUCGGUAAGCCGGUCCAGAAGGCUCGAUCGAUUACACCGUCCAAUAGCCAGGAUGUGGUCGAGGGGACCGGUAUUCCGGUGACCUUACCCAUGCCCACGGUGGAGUUGGCUGACAAGGUGGCCGAGUACGCGUUUCAGGUCGUAGCCGCUGAGCUUAUCCGCAGCAGCGACAACAUAGAGCAGAAGAAGCUGGCCGCGUUCCUGACCAGCAUCCGACGAGUGCAGAAGAGUUUGUCUACCAGCCGGUCUGGCAACAGCAACACAUCAACGGACUCGGACUAGCAACGAAGGAUCAUCAGCUCUUUAAUAUUAGGCCAUAACCUACUUUUAUCUGUACCCAUUGACGGUAUCAAACCUAACAAAUUAUGCGCUAAGAUUAGCUAGUUGUGGGCGAAGAAGAAGGUGGUGCAUUUUUUCGCACCACUUCCUAGCCAUUUACUAACCCCAGAGUGAAGGCAAACGUAGAGUAGUUGGUACCUAGUAGCGUUCGCGGGAGAGUUUGAAAACUUUCUUCCCAGUGUCUUCCCCUAUACCUUAACAAAAAAUGAUUAUUUGUUAUGUCGAUCAAAAAAAAAAAAAACCGGUGUGAUCCCAAUUGUUAACCAUGUGCUAGAUCGUUUUCAAGUCGAAUCUAAAUGUCGAAUAAUCUCGUUGUUUCUUGUUCCUAUGAAAUUGCACGCUUCUUGUCUUUCUUUUUUGUCUGUUUAACUGCCAUGAUUUCGGUGCAAUUAUCGUCUAGCUCGGUGACUUGAUUGGCCAUUUGAUCGAUUUUUAUGACCGUCAAUUCUCCCUACCACGAUUUGUAAGCUUUUUCAUGGAUUUUUUUUAUCUUUCUCAAAUUGAUCCCUUAAAAUAUCUGGUCUGGGGAGAGUUGACUGCAUUAUGAUCAGUGUUCGGAAAAUCAUUCUCCCUGAGAGAAUAAACUCGCGUGCGAAUCUGGCAAACAAAUCUCACACUCACAACAACAACAAAUCAUUUCAGCUUGACACCGCUCAAACGUCAAUUGACAGCAUGCUCACCGCAGUAAUAACAAUGAAAAUUCAUCGGCGAUUUUUGCGUAGUUGAAUUUUGCAAGGCGAAUAAACUCACGCAAUAGAAUUGAGUUUUUCCGAACACUGAUUAUGAUUGUAAGAUUGUAAGCGACACGUGCGUACCUUAAGUUUUUUUCGUUUACUAAAUUAGGAGUCUAAGAUUUCAAAGCUAGGUUUAAUUUUCUAAAAACAAUAAAUCGUUACAAACAACAUAUUGCUAGAAGAGAAGCAGAAGGUGAUAA
Messenger RNA from Ochlerotatus camptorhynchus, 2616 nucleotides. RefSeq names its product cellular tumor antigen p53-like. Bases 321 to 1625 code for a protein of 434 amino acids. Gene Ontology annotation, biological process: apoptotic process; regulation of transcription by RNA polymerase II. The transcript is spliced from 6 exons. The record is from RefSeq and is a predicted model, not a curated record. Lineage: Eukaryota; Metazoa; Arthropoda; Insecta; Diptera; Culicidae. Gene Ontology annotation, cellular component: nucleus. Gene Ontology annotation, molecular function: RNA polymerase II cis-regulatory region sequence-specific DNA binding; DNA-binding transcription factor activity, RNA polymerase II-specific.